Lytechinus pictus (painted urchin) is the source of this 5210-nucleotide messenger RNA. Its product is annotated as serine/threonine-protein kinase Nek8-like. Gene Ontology annotation, biological process: protein phosphorylation. NCBI's taxonomy places the organism in Eukaryota, Metazoa, Echinodermata, Echinoidea, Temnopleuroida, Toxopneustidae. The transcript has 15 exons. The record is from RefSeq and is a predicted model, not a curated record. Gene Ontology annotation, molecular function: oxidoreductase activity, acting on paired donors, with incorporation or reduction of molecular oxygen; ATP binding; protein kinase activity. Bases 101 to 2221 code for a protein of 706 amino acids.
AGAACGUAGGAUUUGUCAACAGCCGUCAACAGCCAAUCAGAUCGCUUGUAGAGCGAGCAAGCUGAGCCGAUCGAUGUAAACACAUUCGCCCAUCGCGUGCAUGCACAUGUUGUACUCUACUCUGACUACACUGAUAGCUGAAAGCUUCAAAACAUGGACUCGAAUGCGAGUUUUUCGUACCGUAUACCUUUGUCGCCGACUGCACGACAAGAAGUUGAUCAUCAUCAAACAAAUUCCAGUAGAGCAGAUGACCAAAGAUGAAAGACAGGCAGCUCUGAAUGAAGUGAAAGUUUUGUCCAUGCUGGAUCACCCAAACAUUAUUGAGUACUAUGAAAACUUCCUGGAGGACAAAGCCCUCAUGAUUGUGAUGGAGUAUGCUGAAGGUGGCACUGUCUUUGAAUAUUUACAACAAAGAGGAAAUGCUCUUAUCGAAGAGGAUGAGGUAUUGCGUCUGAUGGCACAGAUAUUGCUGUCCAUGAAGCACGUCCACUCAAAACAGAUACUCCAUAGAGAUCUCAAGACACAGAAUAUCCUUCUCAAUCGAGAUCAUGACGUCAUCAAGAUUGGAGACUUUGGGAUCUCUAAGAUUCUCAGCAGCAAGAGCAAGGCUUUCACUGUGGUGGGGACGCCCUCGUACAUCUCUCCGGAACUCUGCGAAGGAAAACCGUACAAUCAAAAGAGCGAUAUGUGGGCAGUUGGCUGUGUACUUUAUGAGCUACUUACUCUCAAGAGGGCAUUUGAAGCAAAUAAUCUACCAGCAUUGGUGAUGAAGAUCAUGAGGGGUUCUGUGGCCCCUAUAUCAGACCGAUAUAGCGACCAGCUCAAACGUCUCCUCCUUCGCAUGCUGCAUCUUGAUCCUGAUAAACGACCUACAAUCGACCAGGUCAUGGCAGAACCUAUCAUCUUCAAGGCUGUCGUUGAAGUCUGCAUGACGAUGGGUGCCGUCAAGGUACACCCUAAGGCCCAUCCGACCAUUGCCUCAAGACCACCCACAGGAUCCCAGCGUAGAUCAGUCUCAAGAGUCAGCAGUGCUAGGUCUUCCUCACACAGAUCUAACAUCAUACUCGAGAGCAGCGGCAGUGGAGGGCUUCCUAAGCCCCGCCCACAUUCCUUGAUCUACUGCUGGGGGAAUGGUAUCCCAUCACCCCUCAGGCUGCCUCUGCCCCAUGCAGACACCAAGGUACUACAGGUCUCUAUCGGGAGAUCGCAGAAGACUGGUGUGACCCACAAUGGCAGGCUCAUUAUCUGGGAGUCACCAUCAAUUGGUACAGACUCUGGAUUACCCGGUGCAGUUGACCAAAUGGUACCGAUGUAUGUACCAAGGUACCUUGAAGGCCAGUCUGCUGUCUCUAUUCAGAGGGUUUCAUGUGGUGACCUGUUUGUUGCUUGCCUUACAGACAGGGGAAUCUUGAUGACAUUUGGAAGUGGCGCCCAUGGCUGCCUGGGUCAUGGUAACUACCAGGAUCUCUCCCAGGCUAAGAUCGUCGAGGCGCUGCUGGGAUAUGAGGUGGCGCUGGUCUCUUGUGGAGCGUCACAUGUCAUGGCAGUGACCAAUGAGCAUGAAGUAUUCUCAUGGGGGCGGGGAGAUAAUGGUCGUCUUGGACUUGACAGUCAGGAAUCAGUGUCAUCUCCUCAAGCAGUGUUACUACCCCCUCAACAUCAGGCUAAAUCCGUCUGCUGUGGGGUUGACUGCUCUAUGAUAAUCACAAGUGAAGGCGCAGUCAUCGCUUGCGGCAGCAAUAGGUCAAACAAGUUAGGCUUGGAUCAGAGUGACCAGCAGAUUGAGGAGGUGUUUUCACUCACUGUUGUUACGACCCAACCUCUUCCACAACUCAACAUUGCAUCAGCUGCCAUUGGUACAUCUCAUUCAGCUUUCAUUACUUAUGAAGGUGACUGUUAUACAUUGGGUUCUAAUCAGUUCGGACAGCUCGGCUGCAGGACAGACCAUACAACUCCCAGAAUCCCAUGCAAGCCAAGCUUUCCUGAUGGUGUCAUUCUCAGCCAGGUCGACUGUGGAGACAUGUUCACAGUUGCCAUAGCAACAGAUGACAAAGUCUAUUCAUGGGGUAAAGGAGCCAGAGGACGAAUAGGGCGCCCUCUCCAGGACACAAGUGUACCACUCGAAGUCCAUUUAGAUGACGAGGAUAUUAAUGUCUUAUCUAUUUCCUGCAGUCAUAGCAACACGAUUGUGGCAUCAAAAUACAAGGAGAGUGAUGUGUGAGAUUGAACCAACACAUAUUCCAGCAUUGAUACUCCUCCCAAGAUGAUUACUCUGCGACAGCUCCUCGUUUAUUUUCUGAAGUAUCCACCUUAAAGACUUUCUUGAAAAGUUGGUUUUAGCAUAAGAUUCAUUUUUUUUAUCCUAUUGUUUGUUUAAAUCAAAUAAUAAAGACAUAUGCAGUGAUGCUUUGCAUUUUGCAUUUUAUUAGAAGAUGAUUGUACAUUGCAAAACAUAUACAACUGUUGAUUGUAAUCACUAAUCAAAAAAGAAAACAAAAUCUGCAUCUGGGGUCAACGAACAAGAAAAUAUGGGCGUAAUUGAAACACUAAUGGAAAAAAAAUAUUCUGAUGUUUUGGUCAAAGGACUUAUUCAGUUAUUGAUUUUAUGUCUGAAGUGCUGUUUCAGUAAUUUAUUAUCAAGCAUCUCCUUUUUAGCUAUGUGAAAUAUUUGAUGUAAGACAACCAGUACUACAUGUUUAUAUGAUUUUCCUUUGUUGCAUUGAUGUGAUGAGUGUGGAUUUCCCCCUUCCCCUAGGGGGGGGGGGGUAGUGUCUUAAGCUAAUUAUACUUUUUGUACAUUAGGCAGUCAUAUACUUCACUACAUGUAAUACAACCUUUCACAUGAACAAGGAAAUACCAAAACAAAAUCUUUUCAAAAGGUCCUUCCUUUUAGAGGGUGGGAUGUAGAUACCAUAUUUUAUUGCAAUUUUGCAAAAUGGUAGUAAUAUGAAUCAUAUUUGCAUUUUUUGUUUGUGGUGUGUAAGUAUUUUGAAAUUGCACAAAAUAUUCACAUUGAAAUUUUCCAAAAUAUUCAAUAUCUCACUUGUAAUGAUAUUACUUAGCUACAUCAUACAUGAUUCUGGAUAAAUAUUGGUCUUUGGAAUAUUUUCUUCUUGUAUUUGUGGUUUCAUUGUAUGCUUGUUGUUUUGGGCACAAGGGAAGUCUAGAUGCAAGAGUAAUAUAUAUCUUUUCCUCCUUUCUUUGAUUAAAAAAUGAAUGUGAGUAUGGUUUUAUUGUGUUCAAACAUUAUACUUAGUACAUUUUUUAAAGAUGCGUAUUCGUUCUUGUUAAAAAAAUAUGCUUGAAGUAUUUAUGAUGAAAUAUGUCCUCAAUCAUUUGGUUACCAUGAUGAAAAUCAUAGGAAUGUUUCUUAAUACUGUCUGUAAAGCUACCGAAAAGAUUGUUUAACUUCAUUCAAGAUCAAAAUAUUAUUUUUUUAUAUUGCAGCUAAUGCUCGAAUCAUAAUUGCAAACCUUUAGGUCAGACAGGAAUCACCUGAGAUUUUGAAGCUAAUCGGUCACUUAAUUUCUGUGUUAAUUGAUGACUGCAGUCAUUCACCAACUAAACACUGUAAUCCAAGGAGGAACAGUAAUCACUCCUUUACUUUAAUUGCAAAGUAUGAAAUGAUGCUCAUGAAAUAAGAUUUUCAGGGUUUCCUCUUGAAAAAUUAUUGCUCGCAAUAAUAGCAUGUACGGCCAAAGGCCCGCAGCUUAGAUUUUUGUAAACCUCCAUAAAGUAACUCAAUCCCUAAAUUUCAAAGCAGCUACAUUUCACAAGCCUAUUUUCCAUCCAGAUAAAUAAAUUAAAACAAAGUAUUAUUUUGGUACCAGCUUGGCAACAUUCAUUCAUAUUUGUUGUCCAGUUGCCAAGACGAUGCCAAAAAUAAAGCGUCAGUGUACCUGUGUAUUUAUCAAACACCUUGAUGUAUUUUUAUAUAAAUUGUGCAACUUUUUUAAAGACCCAUACCAGACCCAAAAUUGAAAUUGACAAAUUGUAAAUCAAUCUAAAGUUCAUCAACUUGAACACACAGCAAUGAAAGGCUUAUGCAUAUUCACUGCUUCCCAGCUUAGUAUUUUGCUUUGAUAGCUCCAAUUAUCGGUUCAAUUUUUAUUCUGCUUUUCAUCGGCCUUGGAUCUGUGAUGUCAUUCUGUAUUAAAGGCAUUAUGAUUCCAUAGAUUUGUACACUGAAAACUAAGUGAGAUUCAUGCUUCUAGAUUCUGCUUUUGAUUUCGUCACUUUGAUCAUAUAGAGAUAUUAUUAGUAUAUUUUCAUGUAUGUUUUAAUUGAUGAAAUCUAUAGCUUUGGACUGUUAAGUCUGCUAUAUUUCAUUUUCCACUUAUUUGGGAAGCUUUCCAAGUCUAUCUGCAUUCAGAUGAUGUGUAACACCUCUUCCUGACAUAGCAAUUUAGGCAAAAUAACAGGCAAACAAAGAAAUUAAAAAAAAAAUAUUGUGAAGAGCUACAGGUCUCUAUCCAUUUAUAUAUUGAAAUAUUUCAGCGCUACUUUCCUCUUCAAAUUGAUUAUAAAAAUUGAUUUCAUUACCUUGUACAAAACUAAGGAAUCACAACCCUUAUGUGAUGUCACAUCAUUCAGGUCAUUAUGAAGAUCAUUAAAGCCUUUUGUCGAAUCCUGGUAAUUUGAGAUUUUCUGAAGCAAAAUAUUCGGCCGUCAAACAGGGAAUGUAAUAUGUACUUAUUUGUAAUUGUGUGCUUCCACUAAUGACACCAUCCAAAUUGUAGAAUUUGUCUUCCAUCCCAUCAAAACAAAGGUUUGCAUUGUCAAAGGAAGUUCUUCUUGUAAAUGUUCAGUAUUUAAAGAAUUUAUAUUUUAAUAUGUUUAUAAUUAUGCAAAGUGCAAUGAAUGAAAUCCUUUACUACCAUGUAUAAUAUUAUGUUGGACCAACUGAUUUUUAUUGUUAGAUUUUGUUUAUAAGUUUACCAAUCAAUGAUAUAUUUUAGAUUGCACUUCCUCAAGUUUUAUGAUAUAUACAUGUAUCUGAUGAUGAACUCAAAUUUUGAAGAUGAACAUUUUUUACCAGACAAAUUCAAGAUUACAGGGUUUUUUUAAGUCACAUUACCAUUUUCAAAUGAAAGGCUGACCACUCUCUGUACCUAUGCAAUGUUUUUAUGUAAUUUAUUGUACUAUUAACCUUAUCUAUCCUUUUUGACCAAAAGAUAUAUUUAUAAUAAAUAUACCAUCUUUUACAAGAA